UCUCCCUCCGGCCAGACAACACGACAACCCCCGGACGUUUGCAUACAACCAGAGUCCUUCCUCCCCCACCGCGAGCAGCAGCGGGAGGGGACUGCUGGCUGAUGCAUCUAUGCUCUCUGCCCAUGCUCAUCCUUCCUCUGCUCCAUUGCACUUCCCAAUGUCGCCAGGAACAUCCAUAUCUCGCUCACAGCCGAUUCGCAAACAUGAAUCCCGAAUACGACUACCUCUUCAAGCUUCUCCUGAUUGGCGAUUCUGGUGUCGGAAAGUCCUGCCUUCUCCUCCGAUUCGCUGACGAUACUUACACCGAGAGCUACAUCAGCACCAUCGGCGUCGACUUUAAAAUUCGCACUAUUGAGCUCGAGGGCAAGACCGUCAAGCUUCAGAUCUGGGAUACCGCCGGCCAGGAGCGUUUCCGAACCAUCACCUCGAGCUACUACCGUGGCGCUCACGGAAUCAUUGUCGUGUACGAUGUUACGGAUCAAGACACCUACAACAACGUCAAGCAGUGGCUGCAGGAGAUUGACCGAUACGCCAACGAGGGCGUCAACAAGCUUCUGGUUGGAAACAAGAGCGAUCUGACCACAAAAAAAGUCGUCGACUACAACGCUGCUAAAGAGUUUGCCGACCAACUUGGCAUCCCGCUGCUGGAGACAUCGGCCAAGAACGCCACCAACGUCGAGCAGGCUUUCCUGACCAUGGCCAAGCAGAUCAAGGACCGCAUGGCCACCACUCAGACCUCGCAGCCAUCUCAAAAGGUCACCCUCCAGCCCGGAGCCGGCCAGAACGUUCCUGCUCAGUCCGGAGGCUGCUGUUAAAUACACUCAUCAUGCGGGCCGCUCCCAUGGACAUCAUGGAUGGGGGCAGUUCGCCCUUUCCACAAUCCUCGGACCCAAAGGAGGUUUCGAUGCAUCGCGAAUCGAAGCCGUUGUCCUGCGUUCGGCAUUGUUGAAGCCCCACAACCCGCGAGGAUGUAUACAAGGUUGCCAAGUCCUCCCCACCCCUUCCUCCCAUCCCCUCUCUCCGCCUUCCCCGCAUCGUCAUGGCUGAAUGGUUCUCAUGAUUCGAUCCCAAUACAACCGUAAAUGCA
Polychytrium aggregatum is the source of this 1087-nucleotide messenger RNA. Its product is annotated as ras-related protein-like protein ypt1. The transcript has 8 exons. Lineage: Eukaryota; Fungi; Chytridiomycota; Chytridiomycetes; Polychytriales. Gene Ontology annotation, molecular function: GTP binding; GTPase activity. Bases 102 to 815 code for a protein of 237 amino acids. The record is from RefSeq and is a predicted model, not a curated record.